Messenger RNA from Wickerhamiella sorbophila, 1632 nucleotides. RefSeq lists its product as hypothetical. The record is from RefSeq and is a predicted model, not a curated record. Gene Ontology annotation, biological process: retrograde transport, endosome to Golgi. Gene Ontology annotation, cellular component: membrane; Golgi apparatus. Lineage: Eukaryota; Fungi; Ascomycota; Dipodascomycetes; Dipodascales; Trichomonascaceae. The transcript has a single exon. Bases 1 to 1632 code for a protein of 543 amino acids.
AUGAACCUAAAGUGGUGGACGUUGGCAGCGAGCCUUGUGGGAUGCACGUAUGCGGCGAAUGAGAUGGAGGACGAGAUAGUGCUCGAGAAUAAAUCGCGACACCGCCAAAUAUGCUCUGGCGUGUACUCAAAAGAGGACAUCGGAGGGCCUUUCGACUCGCAAAUUGAGAUUGACUUUACGGGCGACUCAAACGGCAAGGUGUCGCUAAUCAUUUUCGCAUACCAGGAUAUCGACAGGCUGGGUGUUCCGGUCGAGGAUAGCAAUGGCCGACAGGGCAUAAAGUAUUUGUGCGAUCACGACGCUAUUGAUCACGGCCUGUGUCCGGAAAGCGAUUAUGGCAAAGUAAUUAUCAACAACUACGGUCACGAGGACGAGGAAGAAUCCGGAGCAGAUAUCUGGUCGGCUCCGAUCACCCUGCCGUCCGAACCGGUCAUUUAUAACGUGUCCACCACCAACUACUACUGCGUGGUGACUUUCCCGCUGGAGGACCGCUUCGAAAAGUACAAGGCCAGCGUGCACUUCAUGAAUGCGUACGGCCAUUUGCCAGCAAGCCAGUACUCGCUGCUGACCUUCCACUUCGUCAUGGCCGUGGCCUACACCGUGUUUGCUGCCACCUGGGGCUAUUUUUUUUACCGAUACCGUCACGACGUGCUCCCUGUGCAGAAAUACCUUACUGGUCUGGCUGUGUUCAUGCCUGUGGAGCAGUGGCUAGUAUGGGGGUAUUUUGUUGACUACAACAAAUCAGGAUUGGCUGGUGCCGGCCACAAAGCCUACCUUGGUAUUGUAUCUGUUUUGGGUGCGGGCCGGCUCGCGCUGACGUUGUUUUUGCUGCUCAUUGUGUCCAUGGGCUACUCGGUUGUGUUCCCAACUCUCGGACGUCGCCUAAAAUAUGCUGGUAUUCUGGCCGUCUUCCAGUGGUUUGCUGCGGCUCUGUACGCUCUGGACUCUUACCUUAUGUUUUCAGAGGACGAGGAAGGCACGCUGAAGUUGUUGAUGUUCUUGCCUCUAUCCAUAACUAUGGUCGCUUCGUAUAUAUGGACUCUGCGCUCUCUGGCUGGUACAACUGCCUACCUUACUGAGCGUCACCAGCAAGUCAAGGCACGCAUGUAUCGCUUGCUGUGGUGGAUUCUCAUUGGCUCUGCCUUGGCACUGUUUUUGUUUGUUCUUUUGCACACUUUGUUCACAUCGACUCAGCGUCUUAAAGAUUUUAUCAACAACUACUGGAAAACCAAGUGGCUGCUGAGCGACGGGUGGCCCAAUAUUGUUUAUUUCGUGAGCUUCGGCCUCAUCUGCUUGAUCUGGGCCCCCACUGCUAACAAUAGACAGUAUGCUAUGUCCACACAGCUCUCCCAGGAUGGCUCGUACGUCCCUGACGCCGAGGAGUUCGAGAUUGGUUCUCUCAAUGGCUCUGGCGACGAAGGCGAGGAGGACGAUCUGCAACCGCCUCCCGUCAACCAAUCUGGAGUGCAUCGCGUUCAGACCCGCGAGACCAUGUUCAGUGCUGACAAUCGCGAUGAUCAUGACAUCUUCUCGGACGACGAGAAUGCGGGCGGUGAGUCCACAGACCCCUGGAAUCGUGAUGAAGACGAGGACGAAUUAGUGCAGGCACCGGGCGGGAGACUUCGUAACUGA